CUCUUUUUUGGUGGUCUUAUUUAUUAUUAUAAUUAGUUUCGCUCAUGCAUUUUAUAUUUUACUAUUACCAAGAGCAAAAUUUUCAUUUGAUGAUCGUACAAAUAAUAAUGAUCCUAAUAAUCCUUGGAAUAUAGCCAAUUCCUAUAAUCUAGUACUUGAAAAUGGAUCUAUUGGUAAAACCCCAUAUAUAAUUCAACAACCUAAUGGAAAUACAAAUAUGUUUGUAGAUUUUAGAUCAUCCCUUUUUGCAAUGUAUUUAUUCUUAACAGGCGAUUCAAGUGCGUUAACUAAUUGGACAUAUACUGAUAAUGCGCCAAUUGCAAUAUUGAUCGUUUUAUUCUCAUUACUGAUUGUUGUAUAUCUUAUGAAUUUGUUUAUUGGAUUACUCAAUAUGGCAAUUGAAAAAGAUAAUAAUAGAGUUUCAUAUUUAAAAAGAAGGCAGAGAUUCUUGCUGAAAUUGAGUUAUUCUAUCUAUUACCACAUCAAAGACGUUGGGGAAAAUGGUUUCCUGAAAUAAUAUAUUAUUAUGCCAAUGUUGAUAAGACUCGUGAGAAAGUUAAAGAAAUGAUGGAUAAUGGCGAAUGGGAUUCUAAUGAAUUUACAGAACUCAAGAAAGCUCUUUUAGAAAAACUUAACAUGGACAAAUAAAUUCUUGCAAAGAAAAAUGAGAUUUAUAACGUAGUAUAUAAACAUAACAAAACAUUAUUUCUUAAUAUAAUUAUAUCAAUAAUUAAUAUAUUUUAUUUUUUUACAAGAUCAUAUAGUAUGCUAUAAAGUACAUUUUUA
Molecule: messenger RNA, 786 nt
Organism: Rhizophagus irregularis DAOM 181602=DAOM 197198
Lineage: Eukaryota; Fungi; Glomeromycota; Glomeromycetes; Glomerales; Glomeraceae
Source: RefSeq, a predicted model, not a curated record